AUGAUGGCUUUCACUCUGUUGUUUUGGAAUGCCUUUAAUGACCCUGGGGUUUUGGUGGUGUUUGGAACCCUAGAUUUCUUGCUCCUCUACCUAAUGGUACCUUUUGCUGUCUUUUGGGGAGUUGAAGUGGGAGGGGAAAAGCUUCCAAUAGCUUUCCUACAGGAGCCUCUGGAGGUAGUGUUGACCUUUGCAGUGGAGUGUUUGGGGCAAUAUAAACCUCUUCUUCCUAAGUACCAAGGUGACAUUUAUUCAAAAAGCCCCAUAAGCUUACCUUCUUUUCUAGACAUCCCCAGGCAGAGUUUAUGGUGGUCACACAGGUUUGCUUUUCAGAUACUAUAUACUUCUGGGAAUUGGGAAAUAAGCCUUCAACUUGCACUUGACUUGCACUUGCCCCUCCUGCUGUGUGAGCCCUAG
Rangifer tarandus platyrhynchus (Svalbard reindeer) is the source of this 414-nucleotide messenger RNA. The record is from the annotation of a GenBank genome assembly. Lineage: Eukaryota; Metazoa; Chordata; Mammalia; Artiodactyla; Cervidae.